Molecule: messenger RNA, 1467 nt
Organism: Striga asiatica
Lineage: Eukaryota; Viridiplantae; Streptophyta; Magnoliopsida; Lamiales; Orobanchaceae
Source: the annotation of a GenBank genome assembly
GGGAUCUCUAAUUUUAAUCCGAAUAAAACAGAUAAAAGGGACUGAGAGUUUCUUGAAUCUCUUGUCUGCCUCCUCUGUCAUUUGUAAAAUCUGAAGAAACCCAAAAUAUUUUCGUCUCCACAAAUCUCUCCGCCACAGAGCCCCGCAGCCGUCAUCUUUCAGCCGGAUCUACCUUAUUUCUUGUUCUGCUCAUAUACAUACACCCCCUCCAAAGUACUGCUUAUUCAUUCAUAUGUACACGACCAUACUUUCUGCUAUUGGGUGGCUGUAAAUUCUUGGAGAACCAAUCGAUCAUUCUUUUUUUAUUGGGAACAGAGAAAAGGAAUGGAUUUGGACCAGUGGAUAACAAAGGUGAAAGAUGGCCAGCACUUGUCCGAGGACGAGCUCCAGCUCCUCUGCGAAUACGUAAAAGAGAUUUUAAUCGAGGAGUCAAAUGUCCAGCCUGUCAACAGCCCUGUCACAGUUUGUGGCGAUAUCCAUGGACAAUUUCAUGAUCUGAUGAAACUUUUCCAGACUGGCGGUCAUGUCCCAGAAACAAAUUACAUAUUUAUGGGAGAUUUCGUUGAUCGCGGUUAUAAUAGUUUAGAAGUUUUCACUAUCCUUUUGCUUCUCAAAGCAAGAUAUCCUGCUAAUAUCACUCUCCUACGUGGAAAUCAUGAAAGCAGGCAAUUAACUCAGGUUUAUGGAUUUUAUGAUGAGUGCCAAAGAAAGUACGGGAACGCGAAUGCUUGGCGAUAUUGCACCGAUGUUUUUGACUACCUAACUCUGUCAGCAAUUAUUGAUGGCACGGUACUGUGUGUGCAUGGUGGCCUAUCCCCAGAUAUUAGAACCAUUGACCAGAUUCGAGUUAUUGAAAGGAACUGCGAGAUCCCCCAUGAAGGCCCCUUCUGUGACUUGAUGUGGAGUGAUCCUGAAGAGAUUGAGACAUGGGCUGUUAGUCCUAGAGGAGCAGGCUGGCUUUUCGGGUCCAGGGUUACCUCUGAGUUCAACCAUAUUAACAAACUUGAUCUAGUUUGUCGGGCACACCAACUUGUUCAAGAAGGUCUCAAGUACAUGUUUCAAGAUAAAGGACUUGUUACUGUAUGGUCUGCACCAAACUAUUGUUAUCGAUGUGGAAAUGUGGCAUCGAUAUUAAGCUUCAAUGAGAAUAUGGAGAGAGAGGUGAAGUUUUUCACGGAGACUGAAGAAAACAACCAGAUGCGUGGACCGAGAACUGGAGUUCCGUAUUUUCUCUGAUUGAAUUUGUUUCGUUGGAAUGUGAUUUUGAUGCAGCUGUUACAGACUUUGUGCUGCUUUAAAUUUUUUUUCUUUUUAUAUAGCUCUUGAUAUGUAUCACCACCCUCAGUUGUUAGUAGGCUUUGUUGUCUUUCUUUUCCGGGUGUUACGAAUUCAUUGUUUAGACAAAAGUGGUAUGCUAAAAAAACUCAUUCCUUUCUCGUAUAUGUCACGAGGGUAUUACUGUUCACC